This is a messenger RNA of Mytilus trossulus (common blue mussel), 1265 nucleotides long. RefSeq lists its product as uncharacterized. The record is from RefSeq and is a predicted model, not a curated record. NCBI's taxonomy places the organism in Eukaryota, Metazoa, Mollusca, Bivalvia, Mytilida, Mytilidae. The coding region runs from base 64 to 678 and encodes 204 amino acids. The transcript has 6 exons.
UUCUGUUUUUAGUAUAAAUAGUGUGCCUUCAUUCUAGAAAAAGUCAUACCCUGUGAAGAAGAAAUGACAAUGAUUGCAGCAUUGAUUUUACUAACAGUCACACCACUUGUGAUGUGUGCUGUCCAAGUCAUGAAUGAUGCCGGUUUAAAAGAUGUCGACAUUGAGACAAGAAGAGAAGUCCUUGGUAAAAUCGUUGACAAAUUAAAUUCAAUAGCUUUGAUGCAAAGGUCUCUUAUUGACGGAUGUGAAGAAAAAAUUAACAAUACUGUAGACGAAUGUAACACAUGUAGGCAAGAUCUAUGCCAAGCUACACCAUCAGUAGAUAAAGUAGUGUUACAUAUGUUGUCCACGGGUGCUAAUACAGCAAUAGCAUUUGCGGGAACAGCUUUAGAGGACGCUGGUAAAUGGUUCAAAAACUCCGGUGAUUGGAUGGGAGAUCAAGCAGGGUUAUUUGCAAAUAAACUCUCAAACCUUGCAAAUACCAUUGCUGAUCAGUUAGAGAGAUCAGGACAAGCAGAAUUGAACAAACUGAGCGCCGGAUUUAAAAAUCUAGGACAAGAUUUUAAAAAUGUUGGCGAUAAAAUAAAUAAGGCCCUGGGGAAUCCUUUGGGAGGAUUUAUGAAUCUUGGAAAGGGAAUCGCAAAUCUCGACAAUUACAUCGGAACUGCCUUAUCUUGAGUUAACAACCUUUUGAAUAAUUUUGUUAAUACCAUGAAAUCCUGGGGAAAUUCUAUCAAAAACAUAUUUACAGGAAGAAGAAGAAGAAUGUUGCUGGAAAGAAGAUGCGUAUCUAGCUGCCCAAUGUGUGACCAACUCGACAAGGACAAAUAUACUGUUGAACAAAUGACCACAAUGAUUUGCGGGCAAACAACUGUGUCCAGCCAGAAUACUGCUAUAUCUGAUAUAUCAUGGCUUAAAACUACAUUCAAUGAUACAAUUGAUAAUUCUAUCGUUACAAAGGUUGAUUACGAUACUUCAUCAGUUCAGUUCGUUAAUGGAGCAGUUGUAUUUAGUACUUCACACUAUGAAACAGCUGAUGGAGGCAGAAAUAAGUAUGGACAGAUCCUCAACAUUGGUAACAACACCGAAACUGGAAUUGGAAUCGCCAACGAAUAUUUCACAAAAAUAUUUGAUGCACGUAGUACGAGUUAGUCAUAUCAAUUAGAAAUGAUUAGUUGCAGAUAUUUUAUCUUCUUAUUUUCGGAACUCUACCUUUACUUCAGCAAAGGACAUUUUAGCUAGAUGCAAUAAAAAUAGUCACUGAU